Adineta steineri is the source of this 858-nucleotide messenger RNA. NCBI's taxonomy places the organism in Eukaryota, Metazoa, Rotifera, Eurotatoria, Adinetida, Adinetidae. The record is from the annotation of a GenBank genome assembly.
AUGAAUCGAACCCAUCGACAUGCAUUAUAUAAUCAUACAAUUCUUGUCAUAUUAAUAUUUAAUUUGCCAGUUCAGUUAAUCGAUAUUAAUUUCUACCUUAUAUUUGUUACGCAUGGUUCUGUUCAGCCAUCACAACCCAUUAUAUGUCUUCUUUGGUGGUUCAUUGAUUAUGGUUUCUAUGCUGGUGGACUCGUUCUCAUGGCUUGGUUAGCGAUCGAACGACAUAUUUUCAUAUUUCAUGAUCGAUGGGUGUCAAAUCGAAGAGGUCGUUUUCUUUUUCACUAUCUUCCUUUGAUUAUUAUAGUCACAUAUAUCCUUCUUUUCUAUCUGAUUGCUAUUUUUCUUUUACCUUGUGAGAAUACUUAUCUUUAUUCAGUUCCGGUAUGUGGUACCUCACCAUGUUAUGAAUCUUAUGGUAUAUUUGGUAUGUGGGAAUUUAUUGUACAUUCAAGUAUACCAAUUCUGUUAGAAGGUAUUGCUAGCAUUACUCUUGUUUUACGUGUUCAGAUACAAAAACGACGACUUCGUCAAUCUAACCAAUGGCGUCGACAACGGCGAAUGAUUAUCCAAUUACUUUUGGUUACAACCUUAAAUAUUGGUAUUAAUUUUCCAAGCACUGCAAUACUUAUUGCACAUUUCUGUGGUUUACCGCCCGAUUAUGGAGCAGAAGUUCAGCUUUAUUCUUUUUUUCUUUAUUACUUCAUUGUUUUCCUGUUUCCAUUCAUAUCUUUAAGUCAAUUUCCAGAUUUACGAAAGACAAUGAAAAAGAAGUUAGUGGAUGUUGUGCGAAGACAACCACAUCGUACAGCCACUGUUACACAUAUAAGAAGAGAUAUACCAAUGAAUAGAGUGGCAUGA